Prorocentrum cordatum is the source of this 831-nucleotide messenger RNA. NCBI's taxonomy places the organism in Eukaryota, Dinophyceae, Prorocentrales, Prorocentraceae. The record is from the annotation of a GenBank genome assembly.
AUGUUCGAGGACUUCGUGGCGCCGAACCACCACCAGGUGAUGAUGGCGUGGGGCAAGACUGCUAAACAACUUAGGUUGAAACCAUUGACGUGGAAGUCGAAGGCAGGCUCCAUCACGGUCUACCCCAUGAAGAAGAAUGAUGACACAAGCUGGAUGAGGCUCAGGAUGUUCUCAGAGAUGACGAACUGCGCUUCGACCAAUCGCCUUUCCGAGACCGACGGCGUCAUGAAGGACCAGCACACGCGCGUCUUGGACGGCCUUUUGAAAGAUGAUGGGAAUGAGAAGGCGCAGUAUUCUACGUUUCGGCUCCCGUCCCUCGCGUGCAUCAACGAGAGGUCUGCGCAGCUGGGGGGCAAAGUCUUGGCUUUGCAGCCAGACGGAAGUGGCAGCGGUAGGUUCUCGACGACCAAGCCCGCGGCUCCGAUGAAGAAGACGCCAUCCGACCCGAACUUGCAGAAGGGUACUCCCGAGUAUUGGUUCGCACAGAUCAGUCUCUCAGACUUGAUGUGCGGCGGGAAGCCUGGGCAGGGGCCGUACCAGCUCGAGAUGCUGCUCACCAAGGUCGCCGAGGGCAAGCGCCCGCAGAUCAGGAAGUACAUGGACCUCAUCCAGAGGGCAAAGGACAUCGCGAAGAUAGAAGCGCUUGACAUCGAGACGCUCGACGAGCACAUGGAGAAACUGAUUGCAGCGAAUACCGAGGUGCCCGUCUCAGUGCAGUUCAACAUCUUGAAGAAGAAGGCCGACGUAUUGUGGAACAAGUGGGUUGUCGACAUCAGCAAUGAGGAGCCGCUCAUCAGCUACCUUCAGAUGUUCCGCCCGUGGGACCAGCAG